Cuculus canorus (common cuckoo) is the source of this 5177-nucleotide messenger RNA. It is a transcript of the gene CCR7, whose product is annotated as C-C motif chemokine receptor 7. Gene Ontology annotation, molecular function: chemokine (C-C motif) ligand 21 binding; chemokine (C-C motif) ligand 19 binding; C-C motif chemokine 19 receptor activity. NCBI's taxonomy places the organism in Eukaryota, Metazoa, Chordata, Aves, Cuculiformes, Cuculidae. Bases 952 to 2079 code for a protein of 375 amino acids. Gene Ontology annotation, biological process: G protein-coupled receptor signaling pathway; inflammatory response; chemotaxis. Gene Ontology annotation, cellular component: membrane. The record is from RefSeq and is a predicted model, not a curated record. The transcript has 3 exons.
GUGGAACUGGAUGAUCUUUAAGGUCCCUUCCAACCCAAACUAUUCUAUGAAUACAAAAGCCAACGAUUUGUAUUGGAGCUGAUCCAUUUAGGAACAGGAUUGGAUGAAGUGACUCUUUGCCAAGGCAGGGAGCAGAGCUGCCAGCCCUCCCGGGGCUGCGUGCUGAGGUCCGAACCUUCGGCAGUAACGUGAUGGUGGGGAAGGCGUGGGACCGCAAAAGUGCAAAACCUUCUGAGGAAGAUGAUGCGUGCUGCUACUCUGUAGAUGGUAACACAAAACACCCAAAAGCAGAAAGAGCGGGGGAAGUCCACUUACUCACUUGAGCUGCUGAUGAUCUAGAGAGGAUGCUGCGAGCAUGUGGGAGAAGGGCAAAGGGAUGCCAGUCUCUGGCAGUCCUUGCGCUGAGAUUUUGCGUGUGGUAGUUAAACACCUUCCCCACAAAGGUCUGGCAGAUGAGAUGGAAUCCUCCCUGCUUCCUACAGUUCUGGGUUCUGGUGGAUGCUCUGGUAGAUGAAGCAGGAUCUGCUUGUGGAGAGAACAAGAAAGGAGCCUCUUUCCUCUUGUCCCCUCACCACAAUGUCUCACGUGUCAAUGCAAAAGCAGAACCCCCUCCAUUUUACCGAGUGGCAGUAAAAAGACUGUGUGUGCAACCCUCGCUGCAGGCGCUGAGGAAGCAUCCAACACCCCGAGGGUCCAAAGGCAGCGCGACACAACUCGCAGCUCUCCUGGAUGGGUGAAAGCACCGGGAGGAGGAAGAGGAGGAGGAGGAGGGUCUACUAAAUGUCAGCGACACCAGGGCGCGUCAUGAGCUUCUUGCAGAGGUGCAGGAAGUAUAAAAGGCAGAGUUUCCCAAAGAGGGUCUCCGGCAGGAGCUGCGGUGGGUGGAGACUGCGCUGGAACUUGCGAUGCUCUUGCUGACCUUGUGACUUCAUCUGGGUUUGAAACAAGACCAUGGAUGGCGGUAAGAAGCUGAAAGUCACCCUUGUUUUCAGCCUUCCUCUAAUUUUUCAGUUCUGUGCUGGAAACAACGUCACUGAUGACUACGAUGACUCCAACGCCACCAUUGACUACACUAUGUUUGAGACCCUGUGCGAGAAGGAGGAAGUCCGUAACUUCCGUGCUGCCUUCCUCCCAGCCAUGUACUCCCUCAUCUGCUUCACGGGGCUGCUGGGGAACGGGCUGGUGAUGCUCACCUACAUCUACUUCAAGAGGCUCAAGACCAUGACGGACAUCUAUUUGCUGAACCUUGCUCUGGCAGACAUCCUCUUCCUGCUGACUCUCCCCUUUUGGGCCACGAGUGCAGUCAUGCACUGGCUUUUUGGGGAGUUUGCCUGCAAAGCUGUUUAUUGCAUCUGCAAAAUGAGUUUCUUCAGUGGGAUGUUGCUCCUCUUGUCCAUCAGCAUCGACAGGUACUUUGCCAUCGUUCAGGCUGCCUCAGCCCACCGCUUCCGUCCACGGAUGAUAUUUAUUAGCAAGGUCACGUGCAUCCUUAUCUGGCUCCUGGCCUUCAUCCUCUCAGUGCCUGAGCUGGUUCACAGUGGUGUAAACAGCCCAGACCACCAUCCUCGUUGUUCGAUCAUUGCUAAUGACUUGCAGACCUUCAACACUGGCAUCAAAGUGUCCCAAAUGGUCUUUGGCUUCUUAUUUCCCCUAGUGGUCAUGUCUGUCUGCUACCUCCUCAUCAUCAAAACAUUACUCCAGGCCCGCAACUUCGAGAAGAAUAAAGCCAUCAAGGUCAUCAUCGCUGUGGUAAUUGUCUUCGUUGUCUUCCAGCUGCCCUACAAUGGCAUCAUGCUGGCCAAGACCAUCUCAGCCUACAACCACACCAGCUCGUGUGAGGAGAGCAAGAAGCUUGACGUGGCAGAUGAUGUGACCUACACUCUGGCCUGCUUCCGAUGCUGCCUCAAUCCUUUCCUCUACGCUUUCAUCGGCGUCAAAUUCCGCAACGACCUCUUCAAGCUCCUGAAGGAGCUUGGGUGCCUGAGCCAGGAGUGCCUCUGGCAGCUGUCUAAGUGCCGUGAAAGCAAGAGGUUUUCCUUUGCCAUGGAGACAGAGACAACCACCACCUUCUCCCCAUGAGCUGAGCUCCAGGGAGGCUUUGACCAAGCUGAAAGCUGGAGUAGAGAGACCUGCCGCUACUGCAGGAAAGGCAGCGGUAAGAGGGAAAACCAGGAGCCUCCCCAUAUUUCGGGCAAUCGCCACCAGCCAAAGCUCCCAUGGGUGGAGAGACUUCAAUAAAGUGGUGACUAAUAGCAAAGCAAAGGAGAGGGAGGCUAGCGAGUCUAGAAUUCAUCACCUCUAUUUUAGUCUGUCUUAGUCAAAAUGAGAAACGCUCAAACUAGAACAUUUUCCCAAACUUGACAAAUACCAAGAGAAGCAGACACUCACGCAACAGAACUGCUUGAUUUAGAGCUGAACUUCCAAGAGUCUCAUCCUUGCUUUGAAUGUUGCUUUUAACAAGACUUUACCUAUACUUUCACACCCAAAAAUGCUGCACUGACUGUCAGGAAUACAAAUUCCUCUUCACUUCUGCCUGUAACCGGUCUUUUCGCCUCUAAAGAAGGUGCAUCCUAAGGAGCACAACUUAUUCCAUCCCAACGUUGACUCGAAUUCUCUAUUUCCAGAGUGGAAGAGCACUUCUAAAAUCUCCUUUAGCUUCUGGAAGGGCUUCUUCCUGCGCAGGGGCAGCCACCACAGUUUAGAUUCAAACCUACUGCACAAAGACAAAUCAGCUACCAAGCCCAAAUAACCAAUAUCUUUCCAAUCGCCAAGCAUCCAAACUUAAACUAAGAAACAGAUACUUCUGCACCAAUCCAGCCAGGUGCUCAAAACAUAUUUUACCCCCCAGACAUCCAACCUGUCCCAAUGCCCACCCUCGCUCCCAAUGUGCCAUUUGCUCACUCACUUGGUGUAAAUGUGGUUUAAUGAACCGGUAGCAGAAUCCUCAGAAUCUUAGAGUCAAGCUCAAGGAAAAUCCAUACGCAUUUCUUCAGGCAAGAACGCUCAAAUUGACAAUAUAUUUGGACCCAUGGUCCAACCACUUCAGUCUUCCAGUAUGAAGUUUGCUUUACUGGUGGCUGCAGAUGCAGCCUGCUGAGAGUCACAAACACAUGGUGGGCUCUCACGCUUGCUUACCUCAAGAGAUAAACAAGAAUCUGACUUUUCAUCUCCUUUUCCAAUCCACAAGUCCUUUUAGGAGGAAUUUAGCAGCUGGCUUUUAAGUCAGACAUAUAUUUCACUUAUAAGCUAUGGAAAACGCGUUUUGCGUUCAUGCUGUCAAUGCUGAUAAAGAUACCAUUCAUUGCGGUUUGAUUUAAAGACAAAGGACAGUCCUGUGAAGAUUACUGCCAGGGUCACGUACUCGAAAGGAACACAGCAACCGAACACGGGAUUAUCAUCAUGGAAAAUAAGACCUUGAAAAGAAGCCUGGAAUGGAACGCCGGUUGGUGCUUUUACCAGAAGAGCAAAGAUUCCUCUCCACGGAUGAACGCCCCAGGAACUGCUGUUGUGGGAUGUCUGAAUGUCAGCUGAGGAGGAGGUGCUGCAGAUGUUUGUGUGUCUGUUAUUGCCUUGCAUGCUCCAAUCCCUACAGCACACAGCUCUCCCUGGAGCCAGGCGUCGGUGGCGAGAGGUCUUGGCCAGGAACCACCCUUCGUGUGGUUAACUCAGAGGUGCACAGCCUCACCUUCCAGUGUGGUAGAACAGCGUGGUAGAAACCGUAAGGCACAUUCCUUGGACGCAGAGCAAAACACACUUACAAAAAAGACAUUUAUACUUUCUUCAUACGUGGAUCCAUUAGGAGCGAUACACGGAACUCUGGAUUGAGUUGAAGAACGUUGCUUUGGAGACUUGAGAAUUCAAAUCAGCCUUCCAAGGAAAGAAUUCAAUUAGCUGGUUUUGAGACAAAGUUGCUGGUUAUAUAGCUGGCCACCAUCGUAAUUAAAUAAGUUCUUGUUCAUAAACCAUUUGACUCCAGGGUAUGGGGGUUUGCCAAGAGCUGGGAUUCAGGAGGAAAGCACAUUCUGCUCUGCAUUACAUACCUAUGCUGAAGCACAAGUCCAUUCAAUCAUUUAACGCCUUUUCUCUUACAAUGCUGAUGUGCAGAAGCGCUGCUUCUCUGUCACGAGAACAGGGGGUUACGACUGACACUGAAUAGUCACUUGUCCUUGGUUUUAUCCCUAGGAUCCUUAAACAGGAUUCUUUCACUAACGAGAACUUUGCCGGAGAAAGGAAUACCCAUAAUAUAGGGUCUCUUUAAGUUUUCUUCAUCAGUAACAAUAAAUCCCUAAUGGAUAUUCGUAUAUGUAAAGCUGCUUUAGACAGAAAGAGUGAAGUAUGUACACGUAGGUGCCCUGAAAACACUCUGCUUUAACCAAAACCUGUGAUGCAGAAGACAUUCACCUAACUUAUUCUAGCAAGGAAAAUUGCUUCACCACAACAUGCAAUCGUACUUGUCUCCUGUUAAAAGCCAUCCCUGAGGGACUGCUUACAAAAGGCUUGGAGGGAUAGGAUGAGGGGCAACGGGUAUAAACUGGAGAGGGGCAGAUUUAGGCUGGACAGAAGGAGGAAUUUCUUCACCAUGAGAGUGGUGAGGCUCUGUAACAGUUUGCCCAGGGAAGUUGUGGCUGCCCCAUCCCUGGUGGGGUUCCAGGCCAGGUUGGAUGGACCCUGGGCAUCUGAUCCAGUGGGAUAUCCCUGCCCAUGGCAAGGGGGUUGGAACUGGAUGAUCUUUAAGGUCCCUUCCAACCCAAACUACUGUAUAAUUCCUUAUCAACUGGUUGUUUUCUAAACAGGAAAACACACAGCUAUUUCUAUGCAAGUGAGAUAGAGUCAUGCAAUGGUUUGGGCUGGAAGGUAUGUUAAAGCCCAUCCAAUUCCAACCCUUGCCAUGGGCAGGGACACCUCCCACUGGAUCAAGCUGCUCCAAGCCCCAUCCAACCUAGUCUUGAACACCUCCAGAUAUUAAAAGCAUCAUCUGGGACAGCUGCAUCUGGUGCCUCCUCAGCAAGAGAGCAGUCACUUUAGCAUGCCCGGCUUUUUGGUUUUAAAUUUAAUAGACAGAACAAAUCUGCCACUUAUUUAGAUGAAUCUUGUUAACAUAGGCCUGAAAUCCUAACUUGAGAUUUCCCCAUGAAGUCUGAAAACUGAUUGUAUUCUGCUAUUUGUGGAAAAUAAAU